This is a messenger RNA of Carica papaya (papaya), 1237 nucleotides long. Its product is annotated as clavaminate synthase-like protein At3g21360. Lineage: Eukaryota; Viridiplantae; Streptophyta; Magnoliopsida; Brassicales; Caricaceae. Gene Ontology annotation, molecular function: oxidoreductase activity. The record is from RefSeq and is a predicted model, not a curated record.
ACAUAUAUUUCGUCUUAGACAUAAAAUAAUAUCAUACUUAUAAUACAGCAACUAAGAAAGGCAAGCCAUAAAAAAAAUGGCCUUCUCUUGCAAGGAUUUCAAGGUUGGAGCUUGUGAAGGCCAGAAGGUGGUGGACGGCGAAAUCAUGCCCUUACUGCUGCAGCCCUCAGAACCCGGUAAAAGCAGCGUAGAUUCGCUCCUCCUGACCUUCAAGACCAACAAGGAGUGGUUCGAUGAGAUGAUCAUCAAGCAUAGUGCCGUCCUGCUCCGAGGCUUCAAUGUCAACACUGCUGAAGAAUUCAACGACAUUGUCGAGGCCUUCGGCUGGGAGAAUAUAAGAUAUGUUGGACCAGCGCCGCGAACGCACAUCUACAAACGUGUGUGGACAGCCAACGAGGGACCUCUCUCCGAGUUCAUAUACUACCACCAUGAGAUGGUUCUUAUAAAGGAGUAUCCCAAAAGACUGAUGUUAUUCUGUGAGAUACCGCCACCAGAAGGAGGGGAGACUCCGUUUGUUCCAAGUUUUAGAGUAACAGAGAGAAUGUUGGAGGAGUUCCCAGAAGUGGUGGAGGAAAUUGAGAAGAAGGGGUUGAAAUAUACGUUCACCACUCUCAGCAAGAAUGACACUUCAUCCAUGAGGGGUAGGGGUUGGGAGGAUGCAUUUGAAACAUCUGAUCGUGCUGAGGCUGAAAGAAGGGCCAAGGCUCUGGGAAUGGAGAUGGAGUGGCUACCAAACGGAGGGGUGAAGACAAUUCUGGGGCCGAGGAGGCUAACGAAGGUGUUUGAUGGAAGAAAAGGGAGAAGAAUGUGGUUCAACACGAUGGUUGGCAUGCAUGGCAAAGAACACAGCUCGGCAUUAAUGGCAGAUGGCACAGAGAUACCGGCUGAGUUCGUAAAGAGAUGUGGAGAGAUUAUUGAAGAGGAAAGCAUUCAAUUCAAAUGGGCCAGGGGUGAUGUUCUUUUCUUUGACAACCUGGCUCUGCUCCAUGGCAGAAGACCUUCAUUGCCUCCCCGAAGAGUGCUAGUUGCCACUUGCAAAUAGUCACUACCCACCAUUGCUGAAUCACUCGUGCAUUCACAAUAUUUAUCCUAUUCCCACGUUUUAUCCUAUUCCCCUUUGGGUCACUUAAUAAUAAAUCACCGUUUUUCUUUCAAUAUAUCAAAAGAUAUCCAAACAUCAAUGAUAUAAGCUUCUUAAUAUAUCUACCAGCACAGAGAAAGCUUCUCCUUGAGCAUA